Messenger RNA from Nothobranchius furzeri (turquoise killifish), 542 nucleotides. RefSeq names its product lens epithelial protein (gene lenep). Lineage: Eukaryota; Metazoa; Chordata; Actinopteri; Cyprinodontiformes; Nothobranchiidae. Gene Ontology annotation, biological process: multicellular organism development. The record is from RefSeq and is a predicted model, not a curated record.
CAGGUAGUUUGCUGUUGGAGAGGAAGUUAUAAGUAGUAAGACAAUGACGCUGAACUCCAGUGAAGUCCUGGUCUGAUCCUGUUUGUAAAGCAGCAACUUGGAUUUCCCUGACGGCACUAGCGAUGCACCCUCAGCGCCCUCUCCCCCAGGCCGUGCCUUCCUCCUCUCUGGGACAACACCUCCGGGACAUGGCGAUGGGUCUGGGACGGAGCAAGAGCUUCCUCGGUGGGAAUGCUGCCUACGGUUUCAUCCAGUCGGCUAAAGAGUGUCUCUAUUUCCUCCUCUGCUGCUGGUGCAUCAAAGAGAUCCUGGACUGAUGAGCCGAAUGGAAUUAUGUUUAGAAGAGUUUUUAUUUAAAUUUUAUUGGCUUCUUUAUUACAGUUUGAUCCACACUUCCGGGAAAGUACCAUGUUUGUAGGAUGCUACAGAUCCACGAGAAGUUUCCGCUUCAACUUUGCAGAAACGGAGUGCUGAUUUCUGGAGAUCUGCCACCUUGAUGUUAACCGAUGUGACGAUUAAUGAAUAAAUAAAUGAACUAAUUA